Pygoscelis adeliae (Adelie penguin) is the source of this 2011-nucleotide messenger RNA. It is a transcript of the gene NEURL1B, whose product is annotated as neuralized E3 ubiquitin protein ligase 1B. Gene Ontology annotation, biological process: ubiquitin-dependent endocytosis. Bases 1 to 1668 code for a protein of 555 amino acids. NCBI's taxonomy places the organism in Eukaryota, Metazoa, Chordata, Aves, Sphenisciformes, Spheniscidae. The transcript has 4 exons. Gene Ontology annotation, molecular function: ubiquitin protein ligase activity. The record is from RefSeq and is a predicted model, not a curated record. Gene Ontology annotation, cellular component: early endosome.
AUGGAGCUGCUGGUUUCUCCUUUUGCAGACACAAGCCACCAGACCCGCUCCGUCUCCAGCCGCCCCUAUUACAGUUUGCCCAACAGCAGCCAUGAGAGACGCUCGGUCCUCGCUAUCACGGAGCCGCCACGUUUCCACUCCCAAGCCAAAGGCAAGAAUGUGCGCCUGGACGCUCACUCCCGCAAGGCCACGCGGAGGAACAGUUUCUGCAACGGGGUCACCUUCACCAACCGGCCCAUCCACCUCUACGAGAAAGUCAGGCUGAAGCUGGUGGCUGUGCACCACGGCUGGAGCGGGGCCCUACGCUUCGGCUUCACUAUUCAUGACCCAUCGCAGAUGAGCUCUGACGAGAUACCAAAGUACGCCUGUCCGGACCUAGUGACCCGACCCGGAUACUGGGCCAAAGCUUUGCCAGAGAGGUUUGCUGUGAGAGACAAUAUCUUGGCCUUCUGGGUUGACCGCCAUGGGAGAGUCUUCUACAGUAUUAAUGAUGAGGAGCCAAUAUUGUUUCACUGUGGUAUUAAAGUUUCCGGACCUCUCUGGGCACUCAUAGACGUCUAUGGAAUUACUCAUGAAGUGCAAAUACUAGAUAGCAUGUUUGCGGAGACCAUGACCACUGCCCGUCUCAGCACUGCCCGUCUCAGCACUUGCCUUCCACAGAGCAACCAUGAUUCAGCCAACUUCAAUAACAACGAACUGGAGAAUAACCAAGUGGUGGCCAAAAUUGCAAACCUAAACCUAAGUCGGGUUCCAGGACUUGCGACAGACAACCACAUCAUCCCCUGUUGCCCAAACCGACGGCAGCGAGCCCAGGGGGUCCCAGCCUUCCUGGACACAGACCUGCGAUUCCACCCCACCCGUGGACCUGACAUCACCUUUUCUCAGGACCGGAUGGUUGCAUGCACCAACUGGCAAGAAAGCAAUAGGACUUUGGUGUUUUCUGACCGGCCUUUGCAUAUCGGUGAAAGCCUCUUUGUGGAAGUAGGACAUCUUGGGUUGCCGUACUAUGGGGCCCUUUCAUUUGGCAUCACUUCUUGUGAUCCGAGUACUUUACGGACAAAUGAGCUCCCAGCAGAUCCAGACUUUCUUUUGGACCGCAAGGAGUACUGGGUGGUUUACCGAGCGUUCCCGGUCCUCAACAACGGCGACAUUCUCAGUUUCAUGGUCUUGCCGAAUGGAGAGGUGCACCACGGGGUGAAUGGAGCCAGCCGAGGAAUGCUAAUGUGCGUGGACACCUCACAGUCUCUCUGGGUGUUUUUUACAAUCCAUGGUGUAAUCAACCAGCUCAAAAUACUGGGCACUGUGCAGUCCAGCCCAGUGACCGUCUCUCCCUCAGGAUCCCCUGGCGGCUCGCAGUACGACAGCGACUCGGACAUGGCCUUCAGCGUGAACAGGUCGUCGUCUGCUUCAGAGUCAUCGCUCGUGACUGCUCCCAGCUCCCCCCUGAGCCCCCCCAUCUCUCCCGUCUUCCCCCCUCCAGAGCCAUCAAGCAGCAAGAACGGGGAAUGCACCGUCUGCUUUGACAGCGAGGUGGACACGGUGAUCUACACCUGCGGACACAUGUGCCUCUGCAACACCUGCGGUCUUAAGCUGAAGAAGCAGCUCAAUGCCUGCUGCCCAAUCUGCCGACGGGUCAUCAAAGAUGUUAUUAAAAUAUAUCGCCCUUAGCGCCCGGCUCGGGCUGUAGGAAGGGGGAACGCCGCUAGCAGUAACCAUGCCUUUCCGUCCCUGCUUAUGGGUUAUCGUGCUGGUCAGUCGUUAUCAAGUGGCUCGUUAUCUGUGUUUCCUUAUUUGACUAGUAGGGCACAAUUCAGGGAUAAAAUUGAGCUGAGGAUCAUGUGGGGCCCAAAGGCACGGCUGCCGUGCCGGCCAGGCUGUGUGCCCACGGGCAAAUCCGGGGAAUCGCGGUCUGGACCAGACCCAGCUGCAAAUGAGAAAUUUCCCAUGCAAAGGCUCUUUUUUUCCUCCUCCUCCUCCAGAGGAGGGGAGGAGGCUCGCUGUGGUGCGGAUC